CGUAUCGUGACGUCAUCAUUGUCAAGGGAAGCUUUCUCCUGGCAACACGAAUUUUUUCGUGCCCAGAAUUUGAUGGUGUUUUAUUUACUCUGAUGUCUGUUUUAUAAUUGAGUCGUCAUGGCAAAUAAGAGAGGAAGGGAACCAUCUGCAGAUGGUGGGGAUGUCGACAAAAUUCGUGCGGAAAUCGAACAAGAGAAGCAGAUGAGUACCAUGCUUGAGAGCUCAAUGAUAGAGCUAGAAACAACCAUGGAGGAAUUGGAAAAGAGAUAUGAUUGCAUUUUGGAUGAAGGCAAUGAAUGGAAAACACGGUUCGAGACUCAGGAGGAACUCAAUGCUCUACUUGAAAAGCAGCUUCUUUUUCUCAGAGACAAAUUGGAAAAGGCUAAAGAGAGCUCUAAAGAUGGAUUCAGUGAAGAACUCAAGGCUUUUGAUGACCUCUCAGAGCCAAGCUUAAGGAAACUGGUUAAAGAACUAGAACGUGAGAAAAACAGUUUCAAUAGCCAACUGAGGGACUAUGACUGGAGGCUAGAUCAAGAAUCAAAGGCUUUCCAUAAAGCUCAUGAAGCAAGGAAGAACUUUUUAACUGAACUCAGAAAUGCUCGAUUAGAAGAAGAUAAGUUCAAGCAAAGUCAGAAGAAAGGCAGUCAUAUGGGUACACCGAGAGAUAGCUAUAACAGUACUCCAGCCAGCAGACCUCCUGGAAGAAAUGUACCUGACAAUCAGAGAAUCAUUGAUCCACGAAGAGGUCCAAUCAGGAAAAACGCUGCUGUGAAGCUGAAUUGA
Messenger RNA from Strongylocentrotus purpuratus (purple sea urchin), 783 nucleotides. RefSeq names its product coiled-coil domain-containing protein 169. The record is from RefSeq and is a predicted model, not a curated record. NCBI's taxonomy places the organism in Eukaryota, Metazoa, Echinodermata, Echinoidea, Camarodonta, Strongylocentrotidae. The transcript is spliced from 7 exons. The coding region runs from base 118 to 783 and encodes 221 amino acids.